AUGGCUGCCCCGGCGACAAGCGGCGACCAGCUCCAGCCGCUGAACCCGGCCAAACACAAGCUGGUCGAGCAAGUCGUCAGAACCCCUGGUAGACAGCCAUCUCCUCAACCUACAAUGCUCGGCGUUCCUGGAGCGUCUCAGUCAAAUCAAUCGCUCCACCGGAUUCUGUCCGACCACAGCUCGGGCUAUGUAGCUCCCAAAUUCGAGGGCAAGCAGGCCCAGAUGGGACAAGUUAUGGACCUCAUCGAAGAGAACGGCUUCCUUCCUACCGAAUUUGUCGCCUCGGAGACCGAAUGGUUCUAUAAUGCCCUCGGUAUCGACGACAUGUACUUUUCCACCGAGCGGGCCGAAGCAGUCGCUGCAAACAUUCUUUCUCUCUACGCAGCCAAACUCGCCGCCUACGCCCGCGAUGACAAGAAAUUGGAGAUUCGACUGGCAAAAGAGGCGGCCGAUCACGCAGUCUACAUCGACACCAGCACUCCUGGAAUUAGCGUCAUUGACGGGCCGAGAUAUGAACAGCGCAUGGACGAGAAAUACAUCGACGGCUCUGUUCCCGGCCGCAGCUACAGAAUCGAGUCGUUCAGAUCCACGAACGCUCUACCCGAGAAUCCCGGCCACUCUCUACGUUGCUACUUCGUUUACGAAUGUCGCUUCAAUAACCCAGACCCCAGUCCGCUCGAGACUGAUCUGGAAGUCAUUGGCGAGAAGACUUUCUUGCAAAAGGCCACCUCAAACACAAAGGCCGUGUAUCAAGAGAUCAUAAACUAUGCGGUCCAGAGGACCGGUCCCGUCAUCGAGAUGUUUGAGAUGGAGGGCACCCGCGAGAAGCGUCUCGUCAUCGCCUACCAACAAGGUUCGGCAUUGGGGGUCUUUAGUGCUCUGUCAGAUCUGUACCACUACUAUGGCGUCACGAGCUCACGGAAAUACGUCGAGCAGUUCUCCAAUGGCAUUACUGUCAUCUCCCUGUAUCUUAAACCAGCUUCAAGCGACAUUGCCAAGCACAGAAAUCCCCCUAUCGAAGCAGCGAUCCACCAAAUCAUCAAAGAGGUGUCGCUUCUGUUCUGUAUCCCCCAGAACAAACUCCAGGGCCAAUUUGCUAGCGGCAACCUCAGUCUGCAAGAAUCAAUCUACGCCCACUGCGUCCAUAUCUUCGUGCAGCAGUUCCUCAAUCGCUUGGGUUCCGAGUAUACUUCCCUAGUGGCCGCACUGAAGGGGGAUACCAAUGCCAACGCUGAGCUCUUAUCCAAGAUCAAGAAGAGGCUCAGAACCGAGACUUUCACCUCAGAUUACAUCCUCGAGAUCAUCAACCGUUAUCCUGAGCUCAUCAGAUCCCUCUAUCUUUCCUUUGCCAAUACCCACUACGUCCAAACACGGGGUGAACAGGAUGAUUUCAUUCCCACGCUGAGUUAUCUGCGCUUGAGUGUGGAUAAAGUUCUCGAUGACAACAGCUUGUCUGAGAUCAUUUCAAAGACGGUGGGCAACCAACAUGAUGAAAUGGUCAUGCAAUACUUCUUGACCUUCAAUAAAGCUGUCCUCAAGACCAACUUCUAUACUCCUACCAAAGUUGCCCUCAGCUUCAGGCUCAAGCCCAGUCCAGAGUUCCUUCCUGAACAUGAAUAUCCUCAGCCAUUGUAUGGGAUGUUCUUGGUAAUUGGCUCCGAGUUCCGAGGUUUCCAUCUUCGCUUCCGAGAUAUUGCACGUGGCGGUAUCCGGAUUGUCAAGUCCCGAAAUAGGGAAUUGUACAACAUCAAUGCCAGAACACAGUUCGAUGAGAACUACAAUCUCGCCAAUACUCAGCAGAGGAAGAACAAAGACAUUCCUGAAGGUGGAUCCAAAGGCGUCAUUCUCCUUGAUUAUAAUCACCAGGCCAAGGCUCGCGGCGCAUUUGAGAAAUACAUUGAUAGUAUCAUGGACCUCCUUCUGCCUCCCACGAGUCCUGGCAUCAAAGAUCCAAUCGUCGACUUACACGGCAAGCCGGAGAUUCUCUUCAUGGGCCCCGACGAGAACACCGCAGAUCUGGUAGACUGGGCCACGGAGCAUGCUCGUGCUCGAGGUGCACCCUGGUGGAAGUCGUUCUUCACGGGAAAGAGUCCCAAGCUCGGUGGUAUUCCUCACGAUGCAUAUGGAAUGACUACACUUUCUGUUCGAGAAUAUGUCAACGGAAUCUAUCGAAAGUUGAAUCUUGAUCCCAACAAGAUCAGGAAGUUGCAGACCGGUGGACCUGAUGGUGACCUGGGAUCGAAUGAGAUCUUGCUCAGCAACGAGAAAUACGUUGCCAUCGUCGACGGUGCUGGCGUCUUGGUUGACCCGGAAGGUCUUGACAAGACGGAGCUCCUACGACUGGCCAAGAAUCGUGUCAUGAUCCACGAGUACGACAUCUCCAAGCUUUCAAAGAACGGCUACCGUGUCUUGGUUGAAGAUUCCAACAUCACGUUACCAUCGGGCGAAAAGGUCAACAACGGAAUGACCUUCCGAAACACUUUCCAUCUGCGCGACGGAACUCAGUAUGACAUGUUCGUGCCUUGCGGUGGUCGCCCUGAGUCGAUCGAUCUAUCGUCGGCCAACAAACUGAUUGUCGAUGGCAAAGCGACAAUCCCGUACAUUGUCGAGGGGGCCAAUCUGUUCAUUACAUCCGAUGCCAAACUUCGCCUGGAGAAGGCGGGAUGUAUCGUGUACAAGGACGCCUCGGCCAACAAGGGAGGAGUGACAUCUUCAUCGCUCGAAGUCCUCGCCAGCUUGUCAUUCGACGAUGAAAGCUUCAUCAAGAACAUGUGCGUGGGCACCGAUGGAACCGUCCCAGCCUUCUACCAAUCCUACGUCAAAGAAGUCCAAGAGACCAUCCAACGCAACGCCCGUCUCGAGUUCGAGGCUAUAUGGCGCGAGAAUGAGAACACCGGGGUUCCCCGCUCUACCCUCUCAGAUCGGCUCUCCCUCGCCAUCACCAAGCUGGACGAGGAGCUACAGAACUUUGGCGAGUUGUGGGACAACAAGCCCCUGCGCGUGGCGGUCUUCAAGGAGGCGCUGCCAAGAACGCUGCAGGCGACAGUUGGGCUGGACAAGAUCCUCGAGCGCGUGCCGGAGAAUUACCUAAAGGCGAUUUUUGGUAGUUAUAUGGCCAGUCGCUUUGUUUAUGAGUAUGGUGCCACCCCGAGUCAGUUUGCUUUCUUUGAUUUUAUGCGGAAGCGCAUGGCGGGGACUAUGGUUAAUGGGGAGUAG
Molecule: messenger RNA, 3216 nt
Organism: Exophiala aquamarina CBS 119918
Lineage: Eukaryota; Fungi; Ascomycota; Eurotiomycetes; Chaetothyriales; Herpotrichiellaceae
Product: NAD-specific glutamate dehydrogenase
Exons: 2
Coding region: 1-3216 (1071 amino acids)
Cellular component (GO): mitochondrion
Molecular function (GO): L-glutamate dehydrogenase (NAD+) activity
Source: RefSeq, a predicted model, not a curated record